Molecule: messenger RNA, 2618 nt
Organism: Magallana angulata
Lineage: Eukaryota; Metazoa; Mollusca; Bivalvia; Ostreida; Ostreidae
Exons: 5
Coding region: 58-1518 (486 amino acids)
Source: RefSeq, a predicted model, not a curated record
ACAUCUAUAUUUUGUUUGCUAUAUAAAGCAUAGAAAAAACAGUCAAAUGUAAGCGGAAUGGAAGUUAUUCUAGCAAUAAAAUUUGGAAUAAACCAUACUUCGAACACAUGCAUGAUCAAAUGUGAUGAACCAAAAUACUGUAAAGAGAUCAAUGUACAAUUUGAAACACAGUCAAAUACUCACUUUCCGAUCAAGUCACUUACAACACCAACAGUGGCAUUGUUUGAUGACAAGGGAGCCAUCCAGUCAUAUGGAUUUGAAGCUGAACUUCAACACAUACAGUGUAAGAACACUAGUAACCAUCACCUUUUCCGCGAAUUCGUUCGGGAUCUGUUUUGCUCAGAUAAAAUGGUUCCAGACAACCUGAUCGCCGUGAAUGGCAGUCAAAUGAAGUCAAUUGACGUAGUGACCGCUGUCUUAAGCCACAUGAUCAGUCAUAUCAAAACUAAAACAGGAUUUCAAAGUUCGUCAAUAGCUUUCAAAUAUGUUUUAACAAUCCCGACGUGUUGCUGUAAAGAAUCAAGGGCAUUCAUGACAAAGGCUGCCGUAAAGGCAGGUUGUUCGUCAGAAAAUAUCAAGAUCGUUGAAGAAGCUGCUUUCUUUCCCUCUAUUAAAUUGCAUUGGUUGAUUUGUGAAAGGUAUUUCACACCGGUAGUAUACACCACAAGUUUAAGAAAACAAUAUUUUUAUACUCAAUAUCUUGCUUUGGCCUUGUACAAAGAGCAAUUAAUUCCUUUAUUUCAAUAUUUCUUUAAUUCUAUAUUUUCAGAGGAUAAUGCCACCUUGUCGGUCCUGUAUUUUAUCAACAACAAACAAAUCGAAAUUGCGUAUGCAGAAAACACAGAAAUUUGGAAAGGAUGCCAUGUCCUUCAUGAUUUUGUUGAAAUGAUCAGUUCAGAAGCUCGCAAAACCUUGGGAGAUUUUUCUGAAAAAUACCCACUUGAAUAUUACAAUUUUGAGCGGGAAGUAAAAACAAAAAUCCGGCUGACAUCACCAAGCAGUUCAAAAUUAAGUAUUCAGCUAUCCCCUUUCAUUUUGAACGAGACACAAAAUUCUGAAAACAUGCAGGAAUCUGUUCUAAGAAAAGAGUGUGAAGACGAGCUUUAUAUCAAAUUAGACAAAUGCGUCAUUAAAUCCGAACGGUCCAAAAUUCUUGUUUCUGAGGCUGGAAAACGUAUAGUGGACUACAUCGAAUCGGAAUUGUUUACUGUCUUUUCAGAUAUUAAUCAUAACAUACUUGUUGGAGAAUUUGCACAAUCACCGAUGCUUCAGGAAAUUUUAAAAGCGUCAUUUCCGGCAAAAAAUAUUUUGAUUCCUGAGGAUGCAAACAUGGCGGCAGUAAGAGGUGCUGUAUUUUUUGGACACAGAGAUGUUUCAGUAAAAACAGAUAUUGUCCACAGCAAGUCACAUUCAUCUUUGAAUAAUGCGCAAGUUGUGCUACCAAUGGAAAAGCGAGUAAGGACAAUUCACAGAGGCGAUGAAAAAAGUCCCCAACCAUCUCGAUGUGUGAUACUGUGAUUCAAAUUCAUUGUCGUUAAUAUUAAGCAAAUAUUAGAGAAUGCUAAAAACUCACAUUAACCUGUAUUAAGCUGUUUUAAACAGGGUAUGAGAAUAACCUAUUAAGGGAUUCGGGAUUACACUUUAAAAGUUACUUUUUAGGGUAAAAAAUAUGGCACUUCUUCAUAUUUAACCUAUUAUAAAUGCUGUAAAUAUAAUGAAAACAAAACGAGGCAAAACGAAUCCUUGCCUAAUUAUGUAUCAUUGUAUAUAUUUGUUGUACGUUGUAUUCAUAAUAGAAUAUGGUUUACACUAAAACGAAAAAAGAAAUGAUCUAUUGUUUUCCACAAUUGCACUAAAAAUGUAUUAAAUUCUAUACCGGGGUAUAUUAUUAUAAUUUAGGUAUUAUUAGGGGGAAUUGUAGCAUUAUAAAAAUUGCGGGGUUUUUUUUAAUUUAUCUUGAAACUUUGUCCCUGAAUUUUGAGUAGUUGUCAUAUAAAAAAUGCGAUCAUGGCCAUCAUUUACAAUGCAUUUCAUCUUUUUGAGCAUAUUUUAAAAAGACAUUUGUAAAAUUUGUUAUUUCAACAGCUUUGGGCAGGAGAUGGUUGACAAUUGAACCUCAGUUUAUCGAUAUUGAAGUGGUCUUUUUGUAUUUUACGAGGGUCAAUCAAAAAAUACGAAGACUUUUGCCAUAGAGAUGUUAUUUUACGUCAUAUUAUUACUUAAUUCAGUAGACAUAAUUAAUCGAUUGUUUCAAACAAUUUGAAAUAAAAAAAGAUCAAAUUUUCCUUUAUUAUUAAGAAUAAUUUUAAAUCUAAUCCUGCAAAAAUGAGGCCACGGCGCACUGUCAAACUUUGUAUUAUGUCAUUACGCGCUGACGCGCGUUACUCAAUUUGUAUGCACACACCGCCGCAGUUAUGAGACUAUAUCUUUCAAAAAAUAAUGAUUCAAUGCUUAAGUGUACUGAAAGCUACGGCAGUUAUAACACUAGAAUACACACAGGGUACUCAAAGGUUUAAAUGUCGAAAUUUAUUAUGACGUUACAAACGUUGGACGCUGUAAAAUGCAACGUCACAAGCGAAAAUCAAAUUUCACGCUUGUGGCUAUUACGGUGGCUCUUC